UUUCAGAUUUUAAUAUUGGUGUUUUCCAUUAUAAGAAAGAGAUUCUGGGACUAUGGUCGUGUUGCUCUUGUGUCAGAAACUGAAAGUGAAUCAAGGUACAGCCGGUUGUCGACCUCCUCAUCAGUGCCUGAAGAGCUAGAAUAUGACAGUGGAUUUUGUUCUUGGAUGACAGCUGCCUUUCGGAUGCAUGAUGACGAGAUUCAUGACAGAUGUGGUGAAGAUGCCAUACAUUACCUUGCCUUCCAGCGUCACAUCAUUUGCUUGUUGAUUGCUGUCAGCAUCUUGUCUGUGUGUAUCAUACUGCCUGUCAACCUGUCAGGUGAUCUACUUGAUAAAGAUCCCUAUAGUUUUGGAAGAACAACUAUUGUAAAUUUGCAAACCGGUAACAAUCUUCUUUGGCUGCACACCGUUUUUGCCGUUGUUUACCUGAUUCUGACUGUUGUCUUCAUGAGACACCACAUGAAGUAUGUCACGUACAAGGAGGAAGAUAUAGUUAAGUGCACGUUAUUUGUAACUGGUCUUCCUAAAAAUGCAAAAGAAGAGGUCAUACAAGGCCAUUUCACGUCUGCUUACCCUACUUGCAAUGUGCUAGAGGUGCAGCUAUGUUAUGAUGUAGCCAGGCUAAUCUAUCUAUUCAAAAAAAGAAAACAGGCAGAAAAAAGCCUGAGUUACUAUAAACAUCUGUAUCAGAAGUAUGGCAAGCGAGUCCAAAUCAGCACUAAGCCAUUUGGUCAGUUCUGCUGUUGUGAAGUAAGAGGCUGUGAAAGGGAAGAUGCUAUAGAAUAUUAUACCAAAGUUACAAAUAAACUGACAGAAGAAUGCACAGGAGAGGAACUGACUGUUUAUAAUAAUCCACUGGGCAUGGCUUUUGUAACCUUCCAGGAGAAAUCCAUGGCGACAUAUAUCCUUAAGGACUUCAAUGCCUGCAAAUGUCAGAGUAUUAAGUGUAAAGGAGAACCUCAGCCAUCCUCCUACAGUAGAGAGCUUGGUAUAUCGAACUGGAGGGUUACAUAUGCUCCAUAUCCUGAGAAUAUCUGUUGGAAUAAUCUUUCCGUGUGUGGGCUGAAAUGGUGGUUUAGAUGGUUUUGCAUUAAUUUGCUGCUUUUUAUCGUGCUGUUUUUUCUCACUACUCCUUCCAUAAUCAUCUCAACCAUGGACAAGUUCAAUGUCACUAAACCUAUUCGUUACCUUAAUAAUCCCAUCGUCAGUCAGUUUUUCCCAACACUCUUGCUGUGGUCCUUCUCGGCUUUGCUACCAACAAUUGUGUAUUAUUCAACUCUGCUGGAGUCCCACUGGACAAAAUCUGGAGAAAACAGAAUUAUGAUGCAUAAAGUCUACAUUUUUUUGAUCUUCAUGGUGUUGAUUCUGCCCUCCCUUGGUCUGACCAGCCUUGAUUUCUUUUUCCGUUGGCUGUUUGACAGAGAAUCAUCUGAAUCUAAAGUCAGGCUGGAAUGUGUCUUUUUGCCUGACCAGGGAGCCUUCUUUGUGAACUAUGUCAUUGCCUCUGCUUUCAUUGGCAACGGGAUGGAGCUGCUGCGCCUGCCUGGCCUCAUCCUUUACACCAUACGCAUGAUAAUGGCCAAGUCCACAGCAGAAAGGAAAAAUAUCAAACAGCAACAAGCAUUUGAAUAUGAAUUUGGAGCAAUGUACGCCUGGAUGUUAUGUGUGUUCACUGUCAUCAUGGCCUACAGCAUCACCUGCCCCAUCAUUGUGCCGUUCGGCUUAAUAUAUAUCCUCCUGAAGCACAUGGUCGACCGGCACAAUCUUUACUACGCGUAUCUCCCGGCUAAGCUGGAGAAGAAGAUCCACUUUGCAGCUGUGAAUCAGGCCCUGGCAGCUCCAAUCCUCUGCCUGUUCUGGCUCUACUUUUUCUCAUUUUUGCGGCUAGGAUUCAGAGCACCCACAACCAUGUUCACCUGCCUGGUUGUCAGCAUCACCAUUUUUAUUUGCUUGGCUUAUACCUGUUUUGGCUGCUUCAAGUACCUGAGCCCCUUGAACUACAAGAUAGAAGACUUGCAAGGAGAAAGAGGAAACGACUCAGAUGUACGAGCCUUCCCAGCACCUUCCAAAUAUGUCCCCCGAGUCUUGCAUCCGCAGUCUACGGAAAGGACGGCCCUGACCCACAGAGAGCAGCACUCCUAUGGCACCAUGGAGGACACUCUGUCCCAGACAGAAGAAGACAGAAGCUUCUCUGCAGGACCUGCAAGUACUGAGCAGUCGUCAAAGGGUUCCCUCUGAAUACCCAGGGCUAGCACGAGGUGGAGCACUUGGUCCAGCUUUACAAGAACUCAUUUCCCCACCACCACCCCCUGAGCAUUCGGAUUUAUUUACACAUUCCUGCCUACAGAAAAGAUAGAGGAGUAAUUCACUGUGUGGUCUGCAGCUGUGC
Tinamus guttatus (white-throated tinamou) is the source of this 2389-nucleotide messenger RNA. Lineage: Eukaryota; Metazoa; Chordata; Aves; Tinamiformes; Tinamidae. The record is from RefSeq and is a predicted model, not a curated record.